Molecule: messenger RNA, 2379 nt
Organism: Cantharellus anzutake
Lineage: Eukaryota; Fungi; Basidiomycota; Agaricomycetes; Cantharellales; Hydnaceae
Product: armadillo-type protein
Exons: 6
Coding region: 1-2379 (792 amino acids)
Biological process (GO): intracellular protein transport; receptor-mediated endocytosis; Golgi to endosome transport
Cellular component (GO): clathrin complex; clathrin coat of trans-Golgi network vesicle; actin cortical patch
Molecular function (GO): structural molecule activity; clathrin light chain binding
Source: RefSeq, a predicted model, not a curated record
AUGUAUCACACAGGCCCUGAUGGGAUGGGCGAUAGCCUUCAUGGCCCAUCGACCAGCUCCCGUCACCACUUGAAAGGCUACCAGACCCCGUCCUCUUCAUCGCUAAACCUAACUAGCCAUUUUAUGUUGCGAAACCGGUCUCAUACCCCAGAUCCUCUUCCCUUAGCCACGUCACCCACCUUGUCGACGUUUUCAAGUCCGUCUCACAUGGCGGUUAGCUUUGCAACCUCAUCCCGCCCGUUGAUUACCCCUCCCCCUACGUCUCCGCCUCGCCCUCGUAGGCGUUUGCGCAAGAAGUCGCGUCCACAAGAUUUCGACCCCAAUGCUGCGAAUUCCUAUUCUGGCGAUUCGUCGGGAUUGCGCUCAUACACUCCCUUCAGCUGUGUCGAUGAAGAUCAAGAUCAACCGUUAUUCGAUGAUAUUCCUGAGGAGCGUGUAUCGGGUACCAUCACUCCAUUACCAGUGCGAAUAAAGUCUCCGAGUCCCCGACUGAUGUCCAACGAUUCCCCUGCUGCUUUUCCGGUUCCAACGCCAUCAUCUCCACCGACAAAAGCCCCAUUGCUUUCCCGUAUCAGCUCCGUGAAACGUUGGCGAUCGCACGGAUCUUCUCAGACCAGCAAAGAUUUCGCUGGAGACAUUUCUGUCGAUUCCGGUACCAGCAUCCCUUACCAACCACCUAAAACACCAGAGCCGUCUUUCUCGCGAGCUGUCACCCCAGCGUCGCCUUCAACGAGCCGAAAUUGGCUUUUUAGGACUACUCCUAGCCCCAACUCAAAGCCAAUGCCAGAUCCCGGGCUCCAUCUCAGCAACAGCAACAGUGCGUAUCCCACAUCCCGUUUCAGGAAGCGGAGCUCAACCACUGCCGGUUUCAUUCACCUAUAUGAUCUCGAAACUGGCACAUGCGUCUACAUGAACGGUAUCAGCGGCGAAACUGUCUUCGUUACUGCAGAACAUGAGGCCACUAACGGUAUUAUCGGGGUUAAUAAGCAGGGCCCGGUGUUGAGUGUGAGCGCUGACGAGCAGACCGUCAUCCCUUACAUUCUUACCGUUCUGAACAACACCGAGCUGGCGGUCAAAUUAGCUAGCCGGGCAAAUUUACCUGGUGCUGACGAGCUGUAUGUUCAGCAGUAUCAGCAGCUUUUCGCCUCCGGCCAAUAUAGUGAAGCUGCCAAGAUUGCGGCCAAUUCGCCAAGAGGCAUUCUUCGUACACCGCAAACCAUAGAGCAAUUCAAGCAAGUUCCUGUUCAACCAGGCACUCUUUCGCCCAUAUUUCAGUACUUUGGUAUUUUACUCGAGAAAGGCAAGCUUAACAAGCAUGAGUCACUUGAAUUGGCGCGCCCUGUUCUUGCCCGGGCCCUUGAAUGCACAGAAGAACUUGGCGACAUUGUUCGCUUACACAACAUGACCCUCGCUCUCUCGGUAUAUCUUUGCGCCAACGUCCCCAAUAAGGUUGUCGCAUGCUUCACCGAGACGGGCCAAUUCAACAAGAUUCUAUUGUACACAAAGAAAGUCGGCUACCACCCUGAUUAUGCGGCGCUUCUUCAGCACAUUAUGCGAGCGAACCCUGAGAAGGGUGCCGAGUUUGCAGCCCAGCUUGUAAACGAUGAGAAUGGGCCCCUUGUAGAUAUCGAACGCGUCAUAGACAUCUUCAUGUCACAGAACCUUAUUCAACCCACCAUGUCCUUCCUCCUGAUGCCCUCAAAGAUAAUAAACCUGAGCAGGAUGCAAUUCUCGGAAAUGAGAUGCUCAGCCAUUACGACGACCACAUAUUGCCAACUUGUGCGAGAAGGCCGGCUUAUUGCAGCUCUCGAGCAUUACGAGGAUCGGAUCAAUAUGCGCGAAAACCUUCAGGUGGUGGUCCAGAUCGCAACCAAGUAUUCCGACAUUCUUGGUCCAGUCAAACUCAUCGAGUUAUUCGAGUUGUAUAAGAGCUUCGAGGGGCUAUAUUACUACCUUGGCUCGGUCGUAAAUCUCAGUCAAGACUCCGAGGUUCACUUCAAGUACAUCCAGGCCGCUACUCAGACUGGCCAGAUCCGCGAGGUUGAACGAAUCUGCUGUGAGAGCAAUUACUACAAUCCAGAAAAAGUCAAGAAUUUCCUCAAGGAGGUGAAACUUUCCGAUCAACUCCCGCUUAUCAUCGUCUGCGAUCGCUUCGACUUUGUGCACGAUUUUGUUCUUUAUCUUUAUCAAAAUGGAUUGGUCAAGUUUAUCGAGGUUUAUGUUCAGUGCGUCAAUGCGGCCCGCAUGCCUCAGGUUGUGGGUGGCCUCCUGGACGUUGACUGCGAUGAAGCGACUAUCAAAAGCCUUCUCACCUCCGUUAUCGGGAUUUUCCCCAUUGAUGAGCUCAUCGAGGAGGUUGAGAAACGUAAUUGCCUUUGA